AUGUCGCCUCUCCUGCACAUCACCCUCUUCCUCCUUCACUUCUGCUUCCCUGGAGGGCACAGCCACUUCCCCCAAAGUCUGCUGAUGCUAAAGACUGAGUUUGCACUUCGCCUCUACCGGAGCGCAGCAGCAGGUAGAAACGGCACAAACUUUGUCAUCUCUCCCACCGGCGUGUCCCUCCCGCUGGAGAUCCUGCAGUUUGGAGCCCAGGGGAACACUGGCCAACAGCUGGCAGGCGCUCUGGGGUACACCGUGCACGACCCUAAGGUGAGAGAUUUCUUGCACGCUGUUUAUGCCACACUGCGCAACUCCAGUCACGUCACCGAGAUGGAGCUGGCCUGCACCCUUUUUGUGCAAGCUGGAAUGCCACUGUCCUCCUGCUUUGUGGAGCAGGUCUCCUGGUGGGCCAACAGCAGCCUGCAGUCGGCUGACUUCAGAGAGCCCAACAGCACUACCAUCUGGGCCAAGGAAGGGGCAUCCAGACCAGUCACAGGUAAGAGCCCAGGUGGCCUGCCGUGGGAGCAGAUCAACGCAGCAUCUGCUCAGCUCGCACUGGUGAGCACCAUGACCUUCCAAAGCACGUGGAGGAGGAGAUUCUCCUCCACCAAUUCACAGCCCCUGCCUUUCACCUGUGCUCGUGGCCACAUCUUCCAGGUCCCCAUGAUGCACCAAAUGGCUGAGGUCAACUAUGGCCAGUUCCAGGACACUGCAGGCCAUCAGGUGGGGGUCCUGGAGCUACCUUACCUGGGAAGCACAGCAAGUCUAUUCCUCGUGCUGCCCCGCGACAGAGGUGCCCCCUUGGGCUACAUUGAACCACACCUCACAGCCAGAGUCAUCCACCUCUGGACCACCAGGCUGAAAAGAACUAGGAUGGACGUGUUCCUCCCCAGAUUUAGGAUCCAAAAUCAAUUCGACUUAAAGAGCAUUUUAAGUGCCUGGGGAGUCACCGAUCUUUUUGAUCCACUCAAAGCUAACUUAAAAGGAAUUUCAGGCCAGGAUGGCAUUUAUGUUUCUGAAGCAAUACACAAAGCCAAGCUGGAGGUUUCAGAGGAAGGCACCAAGGCAUCAGCAGGCACAGCUCUGUUGUUACUUAAAAGGUCUCGGAUUCCUGUUUUUAAGGCAGAUCGGCCAUUCAUCUUUUUCCUGAGAGAACCCAGCACAGGAUUUGUCUUCAGUAUUGGGAGAGUUUCAAAUCCCCUUGACUGAAUUAAGCAGAUCUCAAGGAUGUUCUACAUUUUCAUGUGUUUUUCUUCAUAAAAAUUUUAGUUACAAUUUCAUUUUGCUAUACCUUUGACAUUUAAAAAUGUUCUGAUAAAAGUGUAUAAAGAUAAGGGUAUGUGAUUUUCAAAUGUUAUGAACCUAAAAAUACUUCAAUUUUAUUAUAAUUUUAUAGACAUAUUUGCCCUCUCAAUUCAAAUCUAAAAAUUUAACCUUUUCUACUAGUUACCCUCAAAACUACUAAAAGGCACAGCAGUGAUCUAUGAAUGGUGAAAUUAUCAAGUCACAGGAUGGCAUCCUCAAUAAGGAUAAAGAAGGUCACAUUGGAUUGAGGGUGAAGAAUGGAUGGUUUCGGUUUUUCUCAGCCUGUAUAACUCAGAGGGAAUGCAAAAUGAACAAAAUCAUCUUAAAUCUGUUUCCUUUCCUAUUUAGCUUCUAAAUAAAAUUGAGAGUUUAAGUCUGAGAAUUGCAGAGCAGAAUGAAGAGAUCACCGCUAAACCUCUAAUAUGUCAUGCAUGGACUUUUAUAAGCUUGGCAUGGCAUCAAACUUGCUAAAGGCAAGCUAUUACAGAGUAUGUAGCAUUCCCCAAACUUAUCACUCCCUAACUAACAACUUCAAGUUAGUACCAUCCAGAAUCCUAUGAGAAAGGAAAAAGGGUUGAAGGGAGAUAAGGAAAUCAGUAACUUCCAAAGCUGUCUGCUUUUUAAAACAGCUUUUAGAGUCUAUCUGCUGCCACAGACAUAGCCAUUUCCAUGAUCCAAGCAGAAAUGGGAAUAUACUGAUGUGGCCAACAAAAGCUAUGAACAAAUAGUAAAGAAACAAUGCAGAUCAUGUAACAUGUAAUUACAGUUAGAUUUAACAAAUAUGAACUUCAAGUGGUGUGUUUUCCAAUGCUAAAAAGCAAGGCCUUUAAAAUUCCAUUAUCUAAGGAUGUUUGUAAAUGAUUAUUUUGAAUGUGAUUAUUUCCUAAACCACACAAGAGUAAA
Marmota monax (woodchuck) is the source of this 2205-nucleotide messenger RNA. It is a transcript of the gene Serpine3, whose product is annotated as serpin family E member 3. The transcript is spliced from 8 exons. The coding region runs from base 1 to 1206 and encodes 401 amino acids. NCBI's taxonomy places the organism in Eukaryota, Metazoa, Chordata, Mammalia, Rodentia, Sciuridae. Gene Ontology annotation, biological process: negative regulation of endopeptidase activity. The record is from RefSeq and is a predicted model, not a curated record. Gene Ontology annotation, molecular function: serine-type endopeptidase inhibitor activity.